UGUCGUUGAGCAGUAGUAUCUGACCCGCUGUUGAUGCCGAUGGGUGUGUGACAUUCUGAUACAGCAAAAACAUCACAAAAUAAAUUCUGCGAGACGUUAAAACACAUUUACUGCUGCCUCUCCGCGGGGAGAGGAGGAGGGGUGGAGGGUUUGCUGGACAGCCUCUGCGGCGGGGUCGAGCGUAGCGGGGACCAUGGCGCGGGACUACGAUUACCUCUUCAAGCUGCUCAUCAUCGGGGACAGCGGUGUGGGCAAAAGCAGUUUAUUGCUGAGAUUUGCUGAUAACACAUUUUCAGGUAGCUACAUCACCACGAUUGGUGUGGACUUCAAGAUCCGGACUUUGGAAAUAAACGGGGAGAAAGUGAAGCUGCAGAUUUGGGAUACAGCAGGACAAGAGAGAUUCCGUACGAUCACUUCCACGUACUACAGAGGCACGCAUGGCGUUAUAGUGGUGUAUGAUGUCACCAGCGCGGAGUCGUUUGUAAACGUCAAACGGUGGCUUCAUGAAAUCAAUCAAAACUGUGAUGACGUUUGUCGGAUAUUAGUGGGUAACAAGAACGAUGACCCCGGCUCUAAAGUGGUGGAGACCAACGAUGCGCAGAAGUUUGCGGAGCAGAUGGGAAUCCAACUGUUUGAGACCAGUGCCAAGGAGAACGUCAAUGUUGAGGAUAUGUUCAACGGCAUCACUGAGCUCGUACUGAAGGCCCGGAAAGAAUCGGUGGCCAAACAACAACAACAGCAGAGUGAAGUCGUCAAACUGAACAAGAGCAGCAAACGCAAGAAGAAAUGCUGCUAAUCCAAUGUACACACACACACACACACACACACACACACACACACACACACACACACUUAAAGAGAGCCAAAUGACAGAACGCCACUGAACUGACAAGAGCCAGAGAACUGAACACCCAUAAACUAACCCAUGAGAGCCGUAACCAUAGAGAUGUACUAAUGAUGAGCCCCACUGGACUUUGGGAGUCUUUAAAGGACACAAACAAACUCCAACGUUGUUGCAGGAACGCAUCCAACUUCCUCUUUCUCAGUUUUUCCCUUGAGGACACUUGGAAGAGAGCUGGCAUGAGAAUUUUUAAAUAUGGAAAAUGUGCAAAUGCGCUCUCUCCUUUGUUCACCCGUACAGUUCGCACAUGGCGCAUUGUGCAAGCGCGUUAACGUGGCGUGCCAACGGAUGCGGAUCUGGAUGACAGCGGAAGAGAAGCUAAAACUUGAACUUUUGCAGCCCGUGUUUUCAUGCACCUCUGCUGCUCUGCCAACUACCCAGAGACACUUGUUUUGCAUUUUGCUUUCUAUUUUUGUCUUUCGUUUUUUUGUAAAGUUGCAUUUUUUUUACUAACAAAUGAUACAAUCACAGAUCUGGUGCCAACGACUGAACGGUGUUGCAUUGACAGCUGGGAGGAAGUAUUCUCUACGGGUUUGGAACGACAUGAAGGUGAGCACUGUUGCUUUAAGGUGCUCCGUGCUGGAUUGAGCUUUCCUGGAUGUCUGUUUUAUAAAUCUUAAAUAUAAUGUGACUGUAUGAUGUUGUUUUCCACUCCUCAGAUCUUCUAAACACAAACGAAGCCCCUUCGAGGACAGGGAGGGGAUUUAUUUUAGGAAAUAGUUUUAUGUACUCUCGCAGUAGCUGUGUGUUCCUCACAAAACUUUGCAAUACCUUUACCCAAAAUCGAUUUGUCAGGGGACAGUCAAAGUUUGAGUUUACUCACCCACUCUCAUGCCGUCCCAGAUGUUCAUGACUUUAUUUUAUCUUUAGAAGAAUGUUUCAUCUCUGUUGGUCCUUACAAUGCAAGUGAAUGGUGACCAGAACUUUGAAGCUCCAAAAAGCACAUAAAUGCAGCAUAGAAGUAAUCCAAGCGACUCCGGUGGUUUAAUCCAUGUCUUCUGAUACGAUAGGUGUGGGUGAGAAACAGAUCAAUAGUUAAGUCAUAACUAUUUUUGCUAGACAUUGUUCUCCCUGGACAGUUGGGGACGAUAUACAUGAAGACCGUGAAUCACCAAAAACACAAGAAGAAGAAUGUGAAAGUGUAGAUGGACUGAUGCGUGGAAUUUAUGGUAAAGUACUUGAUCUGUUUCACACCCACACCUGUCAUACAACUUCAGAAGACAUGGAUUAAACCACUGGAGUCGCUUGGAUUACUUAUAUGCUACAUUUAUGUGCUUUUUGGAGCUUCAAAGUUCUGGUCACCAUUCACUAAAUCUUAACUUGUCUUGUGCAGAUGAAAGAAAGUCAAACACAUCUGGAAUGACAUGAGGGUAAGUAAAUGAUGAGAGAACUUUAAUUUUUGGGUGUACUGUCCCUUUAAAUAAGUGAUGGUUUACUUUAAGAAAUGUAGUUUACAUCUGAUUUGCUGUUGUUGAAUUGUAGUAUGUAUAUCAGCUGCUUUCUACAUACAGGUAUCGGCAUCUGCCAUUGAAAAACUAAUGUCAGCCGAUCAAUUAUUUGUAAUAAAACCAUGUUGACCACAGAAUUGACCAUGAUUUGACUACGACUAUAUAGUAAAAAUACAGGAAAACCAAAGCUGAUGUAGUAAAAUCAUGGUCAUGUUUAUAAGGAUGGGUAAAGGAACACACACGUAUUGUGAGGGAUGCAUUUCUGACAGGAAGAACAAAACACACCAGCAUCAUCACACCCACCAUUGUCCUAAUGUAUGCGUCCAUAUCAUCAUAUCAUUUAAAGUCUAUUUGAUGCACCUACACAUGAAAUAACACGCAUGACUGCGUAUGGACACUGACACGUGUUUCUGUUUGUGUAUGUGAAAUGAUCUGGUGUACACUGGAAAAUAUGAAUUAUUGUCACUCAUUCAUCGUCCCACCAUGAGUCUAAUGAUAAUAAACAUUUUAA
Molecule: messenger RNA, 2860 nt
Organism: Xyrauchen texanus (razorback sucker)
Lineage: Eukaryota; Metazoa; Chordata; Actinopteri; Cypriniformes; Catostomidae
Product: ras-related protein Rab-35-like
Exons: 6
Coding region: 194-796 (200 amino acids)
Biological process (GO): endocytic recycling
Cellular component (GO): endosome membrane; plasma membrane
Molecular function (GO): GTP binding; GTPase activity
Source: RefSeq, a predicted model, not a curated record